Sugiyamaella lignohabitans is the source of this 2739-nucleotide messenger RNA. It is a transcript of the gene VTH2, whose product is annotated as Vth2p. Gene Ontology annotation, biological process: Golgi to vacuole transport; protein targeting to vacuole; Golgi to endosome transport. The transcript has a single exon. The coding region runs from base 1 to 2739 and encodes 912 amino acids. Gene Ontology annotation, molecular function: protein binding. NCBI's taxonomy places the organism in Eukaryota, Fungi, Ascomycota, Dipodascomycetes, Dipodascales, Trichomonascaceae. The record is from RefSeq and is a predicted model, not a curated record. Gene Ontology annotation, cellular component: membrane; Golgi apparatus.
AUGAGGUUAUUACUGUGGUCGGCUCUGGUGUCUGUGAUAACGCUAUGUGUGGCAUUUGAUCCAAAAGUCACAGUAACAGACUUUGAUCAGCCUUUGCAGGGGUUGAUAUAUUUUCAAGAUAGCUCAGUGGUAUUAUAUCACUCAUCAGACGGCUCAUUAAAGAGAUCGGAAGACGAUGGUGCUUCUUGGAAGGAUGUCAAGCUAGAAGGCGCUAAACGUAAUGGAGGCAUCCAACAUUUAAUUGAACAUCCCUUCGACAAUAGUAUUGCCUACGCUUUGAGUGCUAACUCUGAUACUCAUUUUAUCACCACUGAUCAAGGCUCUACUUGGAGAUCUUUCAAAAUUCAGUCGAUUAAUCGGUUUAAUCCAGGCAGACCACUAUCAUUUCACAAGAGUAACUCUCGUUAUGUUAUUGUUAGUGGUGCCGAGUGUCCUAAUGGUAAUCCAUACAGUGCCCAAUGUGUCGAUAGAGUGGUUUAUAGUACUAGCAACUUUGAAAAUUCUGAUCAUGGUUCUCGCCUGGGCGACAAGGCCUUUCGCUGUGAAUGGGGACAUACUAAUAAAGACAGUGACGAUUCCAUUCCUCAGGAUGCCAUCUUGUGUCUUUUGGAGGUAGACAACAGUCGUCGAUUGGCAUUAUCUACUGAUUUCUUUAGAAGCUAUGAGACAAUAAAAAUAGAUGGCAAGGAUGUCGACAAUGUCCUCGAUUUUGGUACAAUGAGCAAAUUUUUCGUUGCUGCUGUAGGACCCGAAACUGACAUUUCCUUGUUGACUUCUGUUGAUCUUACCAAAUGGUCUGAGGGUUCGUUUCCUGAUGAUGGCAAGUCCACGAUUAACCAUGUUUCUGCAUUUACAAUUCUCGAGUCCAGUAAGCACUCUCUUCAUAUUAAUGUUGCUCAUGACGGUAGUAGUAAACUGGGUGAAGGUACCUUAUAUACUAGUAACUCAAAGGGUAAUUAUUUCAAGAAAUCCUUGGAUCACACUUCCCGUAGCAAUGAUGGUCUAGUGGACACUGAAAGCGUAGAGGGUAUUGAUGGUAUUGUCAUCAGUAAUGUUAAGGAGAACGAGCAUAAUGUGAGAACCAAGAUUUCUUAUGACGAUGGCCGUACUUGGAGUUAUCUCAGUGUAGGUGACUGUAAGGAUCUUGGAGGCAGUAAUCCAAAUCGGUGUAAUGUAAACCUCCAUGCAGUUUUGGAUCACAAGAAUAUUGGUCGUAUUUUCUCGUCACCUGCCCCAGGAAUCCUCGCUGGUAUUGGAAACACUGGACGCAAACUUGAAGAUAGAUCUAAAGGUGAUUUUUACCUAUCACAGGAUUCGGGUCUAACUUGGAAGCGAGUGUAUCGUGGUCCACAUUUCUACGAGUUUGCUGAUCAAGGUAACAUUGUUUUGGCUAUUAAGGACACCGAGGAGGGCAAAAAGGAUGGCACUGAUGAAGUAGUAUACUCACUGGACCGUGGUAAUACAUGGGAGAAGUUUAAGCUUAAAGAGAAAUUCAUCCCUCAUUUUCUUUUGACUACACCAGAUGCUACUUCGUCGAAGUUCUUAUUAUUGGCUACAAGAAGCAAAAAUAAAAAACCUGUUUCUAUCGCUAUAGACUUUGAUGGUCUUUACAAAGACAAAUGUGUCAUGAAAGAUGAUGGUUCAGGGGAUUUCGAAAAAUGGUAUGCUCGAUACGAUCCUGACACCAAAGAGCCAACUUGUAUUCUUGGUCACAAGCAAUUUUUCUGGAGAAAAAAAAUCGAUUCAAGGUGUUAUGUUGGUGAUUUGUAUCAUGAACAAUUUGCAUCCACUGAAGACUGCCCCUGUGCUGAGGUUGAUUAUGAAUGCGAUGAACGCUUCGUGCUUUCUCCAGAGGGUCAAUGUGUACCGAACCGAGACUAUCUCAAAGAACUUAAACAAUGCAAAACUGGCGAAACUUAUGAGCGGUCUACUGGAUAUGCUCUUAUUCCUGGUAAUACCUGUAAGAAAGAUGGUGGAAAGACUUUGGAUGGUAAAAAGAGCGUUGUAUGUGGAAGCGAAGAAAACGGUGACAAUGGUGAUGACAACGGUGACAAAGCUGAUGGCAAAAUAAAGUCACAUCGCAAUCUUUUCAAUGGUGAGAUUGUCAACUAUUUCUACCUACCUCUUGACAAAGACUCUGUGGAUGAUGAAACAAUCAUUGCUCAAAACAGCUACGAUGAAGCUUUUAUCACUCAUGAUCAAGGUUUGAACUGGGACAAAUUACUAGACGGAAAGGAAAUUGCGUCAAUUACUUCCAACCCCAAUUUCCCCAAUGAUGUAUAUGUACUCACAUUCGACUCGCAGCUGCAUAUAUCCACCGACCGUGGCCACAGUUUCAACAACGUCAAGCUCCCAGCAAAUGUGGCACCACAAUACGGUGGAUCGAUCGAUUUCCACCCUAAAAAUCGUGAAUGGCUCAUUUACAUGGGCGAGACUGGUUGCGACAAUCCAUUUUCGUGCAAGUUGGGUGCAUACUACUCGACUAAUGGUGGUAAAUCUUGGGACAAGCUUGUUGAAGAUGUGACUCGGUGUUCGUGGGUUGGCCAGCUACUCCAUAAGACAGACGAGAAGCUUAUUUUCUGUAACCAUAUUGUUAGCGAAGGAUUCACCGCACGGAAAGCACUCGUUUCCAGUGAGGAUUACUUCAAAACCAAAACGACGCAUUUCGACAGUGUUGUUGGCUAUGCUUUUCAGAGCGAGUUUAUUGUUGUGGCUACGGUGAGUAUUGAUGGCAUUUAA